This is a messenger RNA of Cladophialophora immunda, 4491 nucleotides long. RefSeq lists its product as uncharacterized. Lineage: Eukaryota; Fungi; Ascomycota; Eurotiomycetes; Chaetothyriales; Herpotrichiellaceae. The record is from RefSeq and is a predicted model, not a curated record. Gene Ontology annotation, biological process: nucleoside metabolic process. Bases 1 to 4491 code for a protein of 1496 amino acids. Gene Ontology annotation, molecular function: catalytic activity; protein binding. The transcript is spliced from 5 exons.
AUGGCUGAGCGCUCACGUUAUACCGCCAAAGACUAUGUGGUCGGCUGGAUUUGUGCUUUGGCAGUGGAGCUAGCCGCAUCGGCCGCCAUGUUCGACGAGGAGCAUGACAACGCAAUGUUAGACUCGGAUGACGAUAACUUUUAUGCAUUUGGUAGGAUGGCUGGGCAUAAUGUUGUCAUCGCCUGCCUAGAGUCUGGUCGAAUCGGUUUGGUUUCAGCAGCCCACGUCGCAGUUGCAAUGAAAUCCACCUUCCGAAUGUUAAGGUUUGGCCUGAUGGUCGGCAUUGGAGCCGGUGUCCCAAGUAAUGAGCAUGAUAUUCGUUUGGGGGAUGUAGUUGUGAGUCGACCGUUCGGAAAAUUCAAUGGUGUGGUUCAGUACGACAUGGGCAAAACAACAACCGGGAACCAAGUUGUGCGGACUGGUGCUAUGAACUCGCCGCCUCGGGUACUUCUUACAGCAACGACCGCCAUGGAAGCUGAUUCUUUUAAAGAUCGGCUCAAGGUUCCGGAAUAUUUGAAGCAAAUUGGGACUGAGUUCCCCAAGUUUGCAUUUCCUGCAAAUGUGGAAGACAGCUUGUAUGAGCCAGAUUCUAUCCAUGUUGGUGGACCGACAUGCAAAAACUGCAAGGCUGGGCUCAUCGAACGCGAAGAACGCAAUAAUACCAAUGUCGUCAUUCACUACGGAACCAUAGCGUCCGGAAAUCAGGUUAUGAAGAAUGGCGUGACGAGGGAUCAACUUAGUCAGGAGCUCGGGAUCAUUCUUUGUUUCGAAAUGGAAGCAGCAGGACUAAUGAACACUUUUCCCUGCACCGUUGUCCGUGGUAUAUGCGAUUAUGCUGACUCGCACAAGAACAAAAAAUGGCAGCCAUACGCUGCAGCUGCCGCCGCCGCGGUUGCGAAGGAGCUUUUGAGGCAUGUGAGACCGGCCGAGAUCAAGGAAGCAAAAACAAUCAAUCAUAUUAUGAAUGAUGUCAUCCCAACCUUGACACGAGCGAUGGCCACAGCCGAAAGUCUUCGGCAAGAUGAGAGAGACGAAAAGGCUCUCGAGUGGCUUUCUGAUAUCAACUUCUCCGCGGCUCAAAACACCGUCUACACUUCUCGAACUGCCGGGACAGGAGAGUGGUUGUUUGUAGACCAAAACUAUAUUGCCUGGCGUGACUCUCACAGGGGUCUACUCUGGCUCUAUGGACCCGCCGGAUGUGGGAAAUCUGUAUUAACGUCUGCGAUCGUCAAUGACCUCAAAAGGAUAUGCGCCCUCGAUGACACCAAGAUAGUAGCCUACUGGUACUUCCAAUUCAGUAACACCGCCACUCAUGACCUUUCCCAGAUGAUCCGAUGUCUCCUUCGGCAACUGAGUUCAACUCCGCUUUCAUCAGCGAUUCUCGACUUGUGGCUCCGGCACAAACUACGCGGAAGCCAGCCUUCAUUAUCAGAGCUCGUUGCUGCGCUUGAUAAAGUGAUUCAAGAUUUUAAGCAGAAGAUAUUUGUUGUUUUAGACGCUCUGGAUGAAUGUCCUCAGAGUGAGAGGACGCAUUUACUGGAUUUCAUCUCGCAUUUCGCCCAAUCAAAGUUCGAAAAUUUGUGCAUUCUCGCGACUAGUCGUGCUGAGCCUGAUAUUCGCGACGCAAUGCGGAAAGCGACUCCCAGAUAUAUGGACAUUGGCCAGCGGAUGAAGAGCGAUAUCACCAAGCACGUCAGAAUUGCUCUCUCAAACCAAACACUGGCAAGAUGGGGACCUAGAGCCGUGUCUCUUAUGGAGAACGAGCUCUUAUUAAGCGACGAAACGCGAUUUCGGUGGGCUGAUUUACAAAUCCGACGUUUGCUGUUAUGCACGACAGAGGACCGAAUCUGGUCUGCCUUGAAGACUGUUCCGCGAACUUUAGAAGAGACUUAUGCGGCAGCCCUAGAACGCAUAGAGGAAGAUGACAGAGAAUCUGUUCAAAAAAUCCUUAUGUGGCUUGCAUUUAGUGCUCGCGAGUUGACACUGAACGAGGUAGCUGCAGUCGCAGGAUUCAGGUUCUCGGAAGAUGUCUUGCGCAUUUGUACCAGCCUCCUGGUGACUAUCAUUGACACUUACUCGGGCGAAGUUGUAAAACUUGGUCACUUCUCAGUCAAGGAAUUUCUUGUCUGCCGACAUCUAGAGGAUAAGGCACUUGAGUGGUUCAAUUUUUCUGGCCAUCUUGCCAACGCCAAAAUUGCUUCCAUGAGCCUUUCGGCGCUCCUCGGCAGAGACCAGUGGGCUACUGUGCAAGGCGAGUCCUCGCGCUUUGGCAAACACCUCUCGAAGUACGCAGCAGAAUUUUGGCCUUCGCAUGUCCGUGAGACAGAUGAUUCUCCAGAUAUGAUGGAGAUACAGAGUCAGAUAAAUCUCCUUUUCACUUCUUCCGCAGAUGGACCAUACCAGCAGUGGCUUGGUAUUCAUGAUCCAGAAACUCGAUACAACCGGACUUUUGAGAAAACCAGUCGCACUGCCAAAGAUUUUCCCCAGCCUCUCUACACGGCGGCCUUGUUAGGCCUGAGAGCUACUGUGGAACAUCUUUUCCGUGAUGGUACCCAACUGUCAAAAUCUGAAGGGAGAUUCAGAAACGCGCUGGGUGCAGCCGCCGUUUCGGGGAGCCUCGAUGUUGUCAAAUUUCUGAUGCCGCACUACGAUUUCACGACCGAGAUCCUGAAUAUUUCGCACGUCUUUCGGGAGUUGCGCGAGAACAUCCGCCCAGUCUUGGCAGUGUUUUUGGAUGCGGAAGCAGGACUGAUAUUAAAUAAAACAGUUUUCGAAGCAACCAUGGAUAACGUCGCCCGUGAAGAAAUCCUUGAUGUUCUGCUUCGGAGACUUGAGACGAUGCUGGACCGGAACGAGCUAAGGGUCGAAAGCAUGACAACGCUGCUGGAAACGGCGGCAGGAUACACAAACCUCAAGUUCCCCAAUGGUCUUGUUCCUUUGUUGAAUUUGAUUCUGAACCACUGGAGUUCAAACGUUUCGGUCCCUGAAAUGGUGGUGAAGGCCGCCGCCUUGUCGUACUCCUUCGGCAACAACUCGAUCGAACAUCUGCUGAAAAGGAAAGCGUCAUCUAUUCAUAUCAGCGAAGAUAUCUUACGAGCUUUUCGAGGGAAAUACGAACUUGAUUCGAUCUGGGAAUUGAUACUGACGCCAAACGGCCCAUCCAUCAGUUUUACGGACGCUGUCUUUCAGGCAGCUCUGGAAAACUCCAAUGGGGAACGGCUGCUAGCAAUCGUACCUGCCACCGAAGACGCGAGGAUUGCCGUCACUGAGGUUACACUUCAGCUAGCAAUUCAAAAAGGAGAGUUGAUGUUGCUGAUCAAAUACCGACGAAAACUACGCCUCAGCAUGUCUGAGGAUUUCCUCAUUUCUGCCCUUGGGGCAGCCGGGGAAGAAGAAGGCUUGGAAAUGAUAGAGUGGCUUACUGAAAAAUCUGACUCGGAAGUCCGCAUUAGCAAAAGCAUAUUGGCGUCAGCUGUCCAGAAUGAUCGAAUCAACGAGAAAACAAUGAGACGAUUGCUGGAUCGAUGUGGGCCAGCUGUCCCUUUCACCGAAGAGAUGCUUUAUUCACCUCCUCGGCCACUUUUCUUCGAGAAGGAACGGGCAUUCGAGUCUGCUCGUCGAAGACUCUUCCAUGACGACAAGAAGAUCAGGUGGCUGCUUGGCCAAAAAGAAUGGAGCGGCUCUGUAACCGAAAGCUUGCUGAAGAUAGCCGCAAGCAUUGCGAGCCCGCAAGUGAUGCAAAUACUGCUCGAUCGUUCAGACCCUCCUAGCCGUAUCACAGAAGAGGUACUCCAGGCAGCAGUGGAUCCUCUCAACCCACCGAUGGUGAAGCUGCUGCUAAGACAACCGAAGCUUGAUGCCAAAACGGUACCAGAGAUGCUAUUUGUCCAAGUGCUCGGAGAUUUUGAUGGUGAUCCAGAGCUGGUACAACUUCUGGCAAAGAAUUUCCGCCCUAGGGCCCGAAAUUCGCAAUUAAUAAUCGCGAAAGCGGCCGCAACGAGCGGUGUCGAGGCCAAUCUCGUUGCUCUACGGGAAAAUUGCGACACCGAGGCCCUCCCUCCUCAAAUUCUCUCUAUUUUCCAUCUGCAUCGAGCAGCCAGGACCGGAGACACGACAUUAGCAUCGGACGCAUUGGCUACUGGCGUUGAUCCCGACAUCAAAGACAUUUUGGGAAGAUCUCCCUUGGCGAAAACUUGUAUUUCGAGCCACGCUGCAAUAGCUCGUCAGCUUUUGGCAAGUCCGAGAGUGGAUGUCAACCUAAGAGACAAUAAGGGUCGUACACCGAUUUUUUACGCAGUCCAGUUGGGGUCGUUGGAGUUAACAGAACUCCUUUUGCAGGCGGGCGCGGACCUGGAUAUUGAAGAUGACGACGGCGACACGCCUCUGAGUAUUGCAGCCUUUGAUUCAUGGCGUGAAAUUAGCCUCCUGGGAAGGUUGCAAAAGCAUCGAGCGAAGAUCAACAAUGAGCCAGCUUUCGCCGACUUCUUCUAG